Octopus bimaculoides (California two-spot octopus) is the source of this 660-nucleotide messenger RNA. RefSeq lists its product as uncharacterized. Lineage: Eukaryota; Metazoa; Mollusca; Cephalopoda; Octopoda; Octopodidae. The record is from RefSeq and is a predicted model, not a curated record.
AUGUAUGCCGGUUUGAAGAAGGCUCUCGGUCCAUCCGCAACCAAGUCAGCCGCUCUGAAAUCAACUACUCGAGAUCUCAUCAAGGACCAAAGCAAGCAAAUGGAUAGAUGGGUGGAGUACUACCAGGAUCUCUACUUACGGGAGACCACGGUCACUCAGGCUGCAAUCGAAAGUGUCAAGAUCUUGCCAGCCAUGUGCGAACUUGACAAUCUGCCGUCUAUAGCGGAGCUCACCAAGGCUAUUGACUCCCUAGCCAGUGGCAAGGCUCCGGGAAAGGACGGUAACCCCUCAGAAAUCAUCAAAGCCGGCAAAAACACCGCUCUGCUUCGGCACCUUCAUGAGUUUCUGUGUCAGUACUGCGAAGAGGGUACAGUCCCUCAGGAUAUGCGGGAUGCUAACAUCAUUACGCUUUACAAAAACAAAUGUGACCUUGGUGAUUGUAACAAUUACUGUGAAAUAUCUCUUCUCAGAACUGUCGGAAAGACCUUUGCUCGCUUUAUCCUGUCCAGGCUACAACUGCUUGCUUCUCGAAUUUAUCCAGAAUCGCAGUGUGGCUUUAGAAGAAGCAGAUCAACUAUUGACAUGAUAUUCUCCUACGUCAACUUCAAGAGAAGUCCAGAGAGCAGAAAAUGCCAUUAUAUAUGGCCUUCAUUGAUCUGA